Molecule: messenger RNA, 1392 nt
Organism: Cheilinus undulatus (humphead wrasse)
Lineage: Eukaryota; Metazoa; Chordata; Actinopteri; Labriformes; Labridae
Product: 5-hydroxytryptamine receptor 3A-like
Exons: 9
Coding region: 1-1392 (463 amino acids)
Biological process (GO): signal transduction; chemical synaptic transmission; nervous system process
Cellular component (GO): membrane; synapse; neuron projection
Molecular function (GO): transmembrane signaling receptor activity; extracellular ligand-gated monoatomic ion channel activity; neurotransmitter receptor activity
Source: RefSeq, a predicted model, not a curated record
AUGACAGAGGUAAAGAGAACGGGGCUGGUCUUCAUCUGUUUGUUACUGAUUCGAGGUCUUGUUGCAGAAUUGAACUGCAGCAGCCCGACACCUGAGGGCUUGCUUGAAGCACUUGAGAAAGAAUUAUUUCCCAGAAAGCUGCUGCGACCUGUAAAAGGAUUUUCAGAAACACUUGAAGUAACCAUCGACAUAACGCUGGUGGGGAUUUUAGAUGUGAAUGAAAAAGCCCAGUCCCUGACAAUAUUCCUAUGGCAAACCCUGGAGUGGAAAAUAGCAGGGCUAAGCUGGGAUGUGGAAAAAUGUGGAACUAAAAGGGUCUCUAUUCCACGUGAAAACCUCUGGGUCCCUGAUAUCCUCAUCACAGAGUUCAUGGAUGAAGACGUCUCUCCCCAAACAUCCUACGUCUACUUGUCCAACACAGGUCACGUUCAUGACGAUAAGCCAGUCAGAGUUGUCAGCUCCUGCCGAUUAGUCAUCUACACUUUCCCCUUUGAUAUUCAAAACUGCUCCUUGACUUUUCAACCCUACCUGCACUUUGCUGAAGACAUAAAGGUGACGGCAGAACGUUCAGCUGCAGAUAUCCUGGAGGAGUCUAAAAGAGUGUUGAAGACAAAAGGGGAGUGGGAGCUUGUCGAUAUCAAAUCAGGAUCCAGUACCCUGGAGAUAACUGAAGGAGGCUUUUCUGAGAUCAAAUUCUUUAUCAUCCUAAGACGCAGACCGAUCCUCUACGUGGUCAAUCUCCUGAUCCCAAGCAGCUUCCUUAUCACAGUGGAUGUCUUCAGCUUUUUCCUGCCUCCUCAUAGUGUUGACCGUGGCGCCUUCAAGAUGACCCUCAUCCUGGGCUACACAGUUUUCUUGCUAAUCAUGAACGACCUGCUGCCUGUCACAGGAGAAACUACCCCUCUCAUCAAUGUUUUAUUCUCCCUCAGCCUUGCUUUGAUGGUGGCCAGCUUGUUGGAGACUAUCUUAAUCACAAAUCUGCAGUUCAGCUCAACACAGUACAGCGCAGUGCCCAGGUGGCUCAGCAUACUCGUGUUGCAGUAUCUAGCAAGGAUUGUUUGUGUCCCUCCAAAGAAGAAAAGCAACAGAGUCACUGUUUCUCUACACCCACCUAAUAAAGUAAUAGAUUCAAGCACCCUCUCUGCCAGUGACCUUCAGUUAGAGGUGGAGAAACCACCUCCAGACCCUGCUCUGGAUGAGCUGAGGAAGCUAAGCAGAGAUCUCACGGCCAUCAGAGUCCAGGUCGACAAACAGGUCGAGGGGAGUAGCUCUUCACAGGAAUGGCUAAUGAUCGGGAUCGUCAUUGAUCGUCUGCUGUUUGGCUUGUACAUUGUCUUUAUCUCAGCAAGCUUUGCUAGUAUCAUAUCGAUCUGGAUCUGGAAUAAUGCCUAA